AUGGUAGACGAGGAGGAAGCCGCGCGCAGACAGCUUCGACGAGAGAAGAAGAAGGCUCGCAGACGGGCGGACAAGCAUGAGCACGCUGAGCCUGCAGCUGAUGCAGAGUCCAACCAUCACAUUGAGGUGGCUGACUCUGACGCAUUGGAACAGCAGGACGACGAUACCGACGAUGAGGCUGAGGGUACUGCAGACUUCGAUCGUGAGGUCGACAUGCUUGACAGGGACGCACUAACACGGCAAGACGACACUGAGGCCCGGAAGCUGGGACUCACGGUCGCUACAAAAUCUAGCUGGACACUGUCAGCACCUACUGGGGGCCGCUUUGUGCAGUGCGAUCCAAUCUUUGCCACUGAGCUUUCUACCGGCGAGCAGGUCUUGCUCACGGCGACUGCGCAGGAAGUGCAAGUCUUGUCCGUGGAGACGUCGUUGCCUAUCCGGACAUGUUCCAUCCCCAACAACCAGAGUGUGGUCUCCCUUACCCUAAGAGAAGCGAGUCCCGGAUCGGUCUAUUGCCUGCUCCGCAACGGUGAGGUUGUCGUCUGGCAAUGGACAUCUGAUGCGGCAGAGCUAGCUACCAUUCCCGGUCCGGGCAAGGUUGUGGCUAUGGCUGAUGCUUUAGAUGACGCGCUGUUUUGCCUCCACAACGCCGAUGGUACUUUGCGCAUCACGAGACGUCGCGAAGUUUGGUACCAGACGCGCAUGCAGCUGACUGACCUGCUCGUCACGGGCGAAUCGGACUUUGUCAUCGCCUAUGGGCCGUCUGCAGUACUCCUUGGAGCCAAGACAAGAUCUGACUAUGUCUGGAUCGAAGUGCCGAUUGGUGGCACAAUCACCUGCCUCGACGCUCGACUGACGCACUCCAAUGAGAGCGGCAAGAAGAAGCGUCAAGCCCACCUCAGCCUCGCCAUCGGUAAAAGCGACGGCCAAAUCCACGUUUACGAGGAUGUCACAUCCCUCUUCGCACCGCAAGCCCAGGCCACCCUCCCCCCGCCACGUAUCCUGCACUGGCACCGAGAAGCUGUGUCUUCCGUCAAGUUUUCACGGGAUGGCAACUACCUCGUCUCGGGUGGGAAAGAAACGGUGCUUGUGCUAUGGCAGCUACAGACGGGUGUCCAGCAGUAUCUACCCCAUCUGACGAGCGAGAUUGAACGCAUCGUGGUCAGCCCGAAAGGUGACAGAUAUGCGGUGCAACUCGGCGACAACUCAAUCAUCGUCCUCAGCACGAGCGAGCUGAAGCCGGUUGCGCAUUUCGCGGGACUGCAGUUGGCCGGCUCUUCGCUCUCCACCACGACGGCACUGUCCAUCAUCUCCAAGCAUGCAGCUGCUGACCGCAAAGCCACCGCUGCAACAAUCCAUCCUCAGCGGCCACACCAACUCCUCCUCACCGUCCCCGCCACCCGCCCAAAGACCGCAACCGAAGCCGCCACAGCCCGCCCUUUCCUCCAAACCUUCGACCUCCGCGCCUCCCGCAGCCUCAUGCGCCAAGCGCUCACUCGCAACAACGUCACAGACGUCAACAUCGGUCCGGAGAAGACCGCCAUCGCUUCUCCCGACGUCGCGUACUUGGCUGUCAGUCACGACGGUCAGUGGCUGGCUACGGUAGAUGAGUGGAUGCCGCCGGCCUCGGACUUGGAGUACCUUUGCGAUACGCCUGGUGGUGUGGAGCCAGAGAGGUGGAUGAGGAGGGAAGUGUACUUGAAGUUUUGGAAGUGGGAUCAAGGGCAGGGGAUGUGGAGUCUCUCCGCACGAAUCGACGCGCCGCAUGCCCGUGCGGAUGGACGGUUACAGGGGGCCGGGAAGGUGUUGGGCUUGCUCGCUGAUCCGGUCACUGUCGGCUUCAUCACGCUUGGGGAAGACAGCCGCGUCAGGAUGUGGAGGCCUCGAAGGCGGGUGAAGAAGGGCGCUGUGAGUAAGGUUGAGGGGGAAGAAUUGGAGGUUACGGAGUGGAUUUGCAGGCAGGUGGUCGAACUGCCCGCGACGGAAGCGCGACGUGCGGACUCCCCGCUGGAUACGUUCGAGGUGCCUGCCCCUCAUCAAGCAUGUCUGGCGUGGGCGAAGGAUGGGUCUUUGUUGGCUAUUUCGCUGAGCUUCCGCGACACAGCAGCUACGCCGGCGCUGGUCCAUUUCGUCAAUGCUGCUACGGGAAAGCUCGUGACUUCGACAUCCGGCCUCGCGCCUGGCGAAGUCGAAGCGAUCGGGAUUCUCGACCGUUACAUUGUCGUCGUGUCGAGCGGCAGUAUCAAUGUCUGGGAUUUAAUUACGAAUAUCCUGACGCAUCGCUUCAACAUCACGUCUGGCCGGCCAUCGCUCGCUGUCAACCAUAAGGACGGCACGUUUGCGGUAGCGGUGCGUUCGCAGGUUGUUGUCUAUCGACCUAGAAAUACGCAGGCGCUGGCUCGAGAAGAUUGCGGACAGGAUAUUGCCGCUAUCCUGCCUAAAGAGGAUACUGGUGGGUAUACGCUGCUUUUCGACGAUGCUACCGUGCGGACGCUAUUGUACAUGGGUGCAGGUCCACGACUGACGGAACUGAAGUAUGCUUCCGAGGACGCGCCACUCCUGAUCGAGGACGUCCCUGAAGCUGCAGAUGAGGCUUCGGAUGUGGAGAUGACUGAGGUUCUUGCUCUGCCGGCUCCUGAUGAUAGAAGACGGCAGCAAGGGUUCGUCCUUGAGGAGACGGAGGAUGAUCGGCCAGUUGUCAGGCCGGAACAGCUGGCGAGCAUAUUUGAUGUCGGGCAGAGCUUCGCCAUGCCGCCCAUCAGGGACAUGUUCGCCGCGGUUAUGGAGUUGUACGGACGUAAACCUCUAUCCAGGUUUGUAAGGGAGGAGGUGGCGUAG
Molecule: messenger RNA, 2838 nt
Organism: Baudoinia panamericana UAMH 10762
Lineage: Eukaryota; Fungi; Ascomycota; Dothideomycetes; Mycosphaerellales; Teratosphaeriaceae
Exons: 1
Coding region: 1-2838 (945 amino acids)
Biological process (GO): positive regulation of rRNA processing; positive regulation of transcription by RNA polymerase I
Cellular component (GO): nucleolus
Molecular function (GO): protein binding; RNA binding
Source: RefSeq, a predicted model, not a curated record